AUGGCUAUUGGCUGGGGAUGGACUCUGGAGACAUUGGUUACACAACAUACUAGAUAUGCAUGGGGCUUUGACGAGGCCAGUGUACUUCAGAUGGAGAGGACAUGGACAAUGUUAUGCUCAUUUGUACAGUAUGAUCACUUCCCAGCCACAGAUUGGGAAGGUGGACUAUUGAAGAUGAGUGAUAUAGAUAGUUUCAUAUGGAGACCUUAUGUAGAUUACGAGGAUUGGGAGGAGGAUGCGACAAAGCUUCCCUAUGUGUUCAGGAGCAGAGUUGUAGCUCGCUUUCUAAUUUGUGUUUGUUUGGUGGGCUUUACUACUGCAAAAUGUGUUCCUGAAAAGUGUGGUUCCAUGAAUGUGAGUUACCCUUUCUGGAUUCACAAGCCUCAUUGUGGACACCCACGUUUUCAGAUCACAUGCACAGAGGACAAGUAUACUGGUAUGCUCUCUCCAUACUUUACUGCCUUUCGAGCUAAUUCUACUGGUCUUUUAGGUAAUUUUACAGAUUUGGUUUUUGAUCGUAUCUCUUCGAAGAUUUUUAUGGAUAUCGAUUAUGAGGGUCACCUCAUCAUAAAUUCUACUUUGAUCAAGGCCGUUUCUUGUAAUGAUGAUCCAAACAACGGUGCGAGAAACUACUUUGAACUACCUUCAGGUGGGCCUUUCACUCUUUCCAACUCUAAUCGGUUAGUUGUUGUGGGCAACGAAACAUUCGGUACCUACAGUUUUGGGGAUUUGGGAGAGGCGAGAUGUGUAACAAUGAAUCUUCAAAGUGAUCAACCAUACUGCCGCUAUGGCUGCUGCGAAAUUAACCUUCCAGAUAAUUUGCCGUUUGUCAAUUUCACAGGCGGAGGUCUGUUUCGAUUGCCCAACUACGAUGGUGAGAGGUUCUGUGGCUUCUCCACCAUAAUGGACCCUUCCACUUUCACCAUCGUCGACAAUGAAACCAACCUAUUUUGGAGAAGAGGCAAAAAGCCUUAUUAUGGUAUCCGUCUUAACUGGGGUGUCGGGGAAAAGGAUUGUGCCAUGGCUAAAGAAACGACGGAUUAUUCUUGUGCAUCCAAUGCAGGAUGCCUUGACUCGCCUUCAGGAAAAGGCCACGUAUGCAAAUGUCUCCCUGGAUAUGAAGGAAAUGGUUACUCCAAUGGCACUGAUUGCACAGAUGUAAACGAAUGUAAUACAAACCAGAGUAUGUGCGUUGGAGUAGAGCAAGGGGGACUAUGCUUUAAUUGGGCAGGUUCCUACAACUGUUCAUGUGCAAAUGGAUAUGUGGGAGAUGGCUUUACAAAUGGGACAGGAUGCAAGUCCACAACUUCAAAUAGCCUAGUCUUUCCUGCAAUCAUAGGUAACGAAGUAUUUAAUAUAUUGCGCGUGUUUGUGUUAGUUGAAUUGUUUGCCUUGAAGAUAUUAAAAAAUAACCAUAUUUUUGUUUCAACUUCCGAUCUGGUAAAAUACACAGGAGCCGUCUCGUCGUUUGUGGUUGUCUCUCUAGCAGCGUCUCUUUUGGUUUGGAGUCUAAAGAAACGCCACUUGAAACUUGUGGAGGCCAAGUACUAUCAGCUGUUGCAGCGACACAUAGAUUCUACAGUGGGGAGAGAAAGCCUGAGAAUUUUUUCUGCCAAGGAAUUGGCAAGAGCUUCUAAUAAUUAUUCAAAUGAAAUGACAUUGGGAAGUGGUGGCUUUGGAACUGUGUUCAAAGGCAUUCUAUCAGAUGGUACUCUUGUGGCCAUUAAAAAGUCCAAGCAAGCUUUAAAUCUGGAGGAUGACCAUGAGUUGCUUAAUGAAGUUACAAUUCUCUCCCAAAUAAAUCACAGAAAUAUAGUGAAAUUGUUCGGGUGCUGCAUCCAAAAUAAAUUCCCUUUGUUGGUAUCUGAAUUUGUUCCCAAUGGAACACUCUUUCAACAUUUACACUCCAAAGAGGGGUCUUUGUCUUGGGCGUCACGUCUGCAAAUUGCAAUUGAGACAGGGGAGGCUUUGGCAUACCUACAUUCUGGAGCAUCCCAACCCAUUUUCCACCGGGAUGUAAAAUCAUCUAAUAUUCUUUUGAAUGAGAAACUCUCUCCCAAAGUUGCAGACUUUGGGAUUUCUCGUCUCAUCUCAGCUUCCAAUAACACACAUGUCACCACAUAUAAUAUAAAGGGCACAUGGGGUUAUUUAGAUCCUGAGUACUUCCAAACAUAUCAACUCACCGAAAAAAGUGAUGUGUACAGUUUUGGUGUAGUCUUAGUUGAGCUUUUAACAGCUCUGAAACCUAUCUCUCUAGCAAGGGACAGUGAGGAGAUGAGUUUAUCUAGUCUUUUUCUGUCCAGACUCAACCACAAUCGUCUGACAGAAAUAUUAGAUAACAGAGUAUUGGAGGAAGAAAACCAGCAAGAGAUGGAAGAUAUGGCAAGGAUAGCAAGAGAAUGCCUUCAUUUAGAAAGGAGGAAGAGACCGCCAAUGAAAGAAGUGGUGGAGGAACUUGUUUGGGUAAGAGGUGGCACAAGAAAGCAAUAUUUGAGGAGAGAAGCAUUUCCGGAGAAGCAUUUCCAGAGAAGCAUUUCCAGAGAAGCAUUACCGACAAUGCCAUACAAAUUCAGGAGUUAA
Cryptomeria japonica (Japanese cedar) is the source of this 2580-nucleotide messenger RNA. RefSeq names its product wall-associated receptor kinase 2-like. Gene Ontology annotation, cellular component: plasma membrane. NCBI's taxonomy places the organism in Eukaryota, Viridiplantae, Streptophyta, Pinopsida, Cupressales, Cupressaceae. Gene Ontology annotation, molecular function: ATP binding; calcium ion binding; polysaccharide binding. The coding region runs from base 1 to 2580 and encodes 859 amino acids. Gene Ontology annotation, biological process: cell surface receptor signaling pathway; protein phosphorylation. The record is from RefSeq and is a predicted model, not a curated record. The transcript has 4 exons.